UUUUGAAUUUUUAUAUGAGUGCUAUUGUUUAUAUUUACGGCGGUAAAUAUUACAUCUAGUAUUGUUUUCCAUUAUUUUGAAUUAUAUACGUAAAUAGAACAAAUAUGUGCGUACCAUUUGGUUCUACUAUGUUAUACUCCACUGUAAAAGCAAGAUUUUUACCAUUUGUAUACAAUAUCAAUAAAUUUAAGAGUUUCUGUACUAUGCCAGAGAACGAUAGUUCUCCGUUAUCUGGGAUUCGGAUUUUGGAUCUUACGCGUAUAGUGGCUGGUCCUUAUUGCACUAUGAUCCUCGGGGAUCUUGGAGCAGAAGUUAUAAAAAUUGAGAAGCCUGGUAGCGGUGAUGAAGCACGUAAAUGGGGACCACCAUUUUUCAAUGGAACCCAAGAAUCUACUUAUUUUGUGAGCGUUAAUAGAAAUAAGAAGAGUAUAUGCAUAGAUUUAAAAAAAGGAAGAAAUAUUAUCUAUGAGUUGGCUAAAAAGUCUGACGUACUUGUAGAAAAUUAUAUUCCAGGAAAAUUAAUGAAAAUGGGUUUAGGAUAUACAGAUAUAAAAAAGAUAGCACCUCAUCUUAUAUAUUGUUCCUUGACUGGUUAUGGCUCUGCAGGUCCUUAUGCUAAUAGACCAGGUUAUGAUGUCAUUGCUAGUUCUAUAGGUGGUCUUCUACAUAUCACAGGCUUUAAAGAUGGACCUCCGUGCAAAGUAGGUGUAGCUAUGACUGAUAUGGCUACAGGUCUUUAUGCACAUGGUGCUAUCAUGGCAGCAUUGCUUCAAAGAUUAAAAACUAAGGAAGGACAGUGGAUUCAGUGUAAUCUUUUAUCUACUCAAAUUGCUAGCUUAAUAAAUAUCGGGUCAAAUUAUUUGAAUGCUGGUCAAGAGGCUACAAGGUGGGGUUCUGAACACGAAAGUAUUGUGCCUUAUGAAGCUUUUCCAACAAAGGAUGGAUACUUAACAGUUGGUGCAGGAAGUGAUUUUCAAUUUACUGAGUUAAUUCAAAAGAUGCAAUUAAUAGAAUUAGGUAAUAGUAAUAAAUUUAAGAAUAAUGUUAAUAGAGUGCAAAAUAGAAAAGAAUUAUUGAAUAUACUUAGAAGUGAAUUUAAAAAGAAAACAAAUAAAGAAUGGAUGACAAUAUUUGAGGGAUCCACAUUUCCAUAUGGACCUGUUAAUACCAUAGGACAGGUCUUUGAGGACAAUCAUGUAAAACACAUAGGAUUGGUUAAAGAAAUGGAACAUUCUAAUAUAGGAAAAAUUAGGGUUGUUGGACCACCAGUAACAUAUAGUUAUGCUAAUAAUACUGUUAGACUUCCACCUCCAAUGUUAGGGGAACAUACAAUUGAAAUUUUAAGAGAUUUAUUAAAAUAUCCUGAUAAUGAAAUACAAAAUUUAAUAUCCCAGAAAAUUAUACAAUGAUCAAAUUAAAAUAUUAUCAUAUUAAAUAUAAAUAAU
Molecule: messenger RNA, 1445 nt
Organism: Vespula pensylvanica (western yellowjacket)
Lineage: Eukaryota; Metazoa; Arthropoda; Insecta; Hymenoptera; Vespidae
Product: succinate--hydroxymethylglutarate CoA-transferase
Exons: 2
Coding region: 105-1409 (434 amino acids)
Molecular function (GO): catalytic activity
Source: RefSeq, a predicted model, not a curated record